This is a messenger RNA of Chaetomium globosum CBS 148.51, 258 nucleotides long. RefSeq lists its product as uncharacterized. Bases 1 to 258 code for a protein of 85 amino acids. NCBI's taxonomy places the organism in Eukaryota, Fungi, Ascomycota, Sordariomycetes, Sordariales, Chaetomiaceae. The transcript is spliced from 3 exons. The record is from RefSeq and is a predicted model, not a curated record.
AUGGGUGUGAUGUCAAAGCCCAUACAUUCAGGCUGCGCCACGUACAUGAGCAGUCAGCAACCCCUUAUCCGCGGCAAUGCAUGGCCUGUUGCAAGAGAAUUCGCCCGUCACACGGUGAAAACGGACACAGCUCCCGUAAAUUGGAAGCCGCAGUUUACGCUCAUUGGCGGUUUGGUAGGCGGCGUAGAUAUUCCGGUGGUGUGGGUUGUUCCCAGGAGAAUGGGCCCUUUUUUGGCCAGAAGCGUAAUCGAGGGCUAG